AUGAAUCUUCACGGAGGGGACCAGGAUGAAGAGGAUGGGCCAGGCGCAUCGUCUCCGAUCGAAUUUUUUGUGCCCUUGGCCGGGCGAUUUGCUGACCGAGAUCGUGUGAUGGACAAUGGCCAGGGCAAGAAGGAGGUUGAAAAAAAGACAAGGGAGCGACGCGACCAUGAUAAGAAGAAUCAGAACAUACCAAAUGUCACUCCAGCGAGAUGA
This is a messenger RNA of Penicillium diatomitis, 213 nucleotides long. RefSeq lists its product as uncharacterized. NCBI's taxonomy places the organism in Eukaryota, Fungi, Ascomycota, Eurotiomycetes, Eurotiales, Aspergillaceae. Bases 1 to 213 code for a protein of 70 amino acids. The record is from RefSeq and is a predicted model, not a curated record. The transcript has 2 exons.